Aspergillus mulundensis is the source of this 1437-nucleotide messenger RNA. RefSeq names its product H(+)-transporting V1 sector ATPase subunit H. Gene Ontology annotation, biological process: proton transmembrane transport. Gene Ontology annotation, cellular component: fungal-type vacuole membrane; vacuolar proton-transporting V-type ATPase, V1 domain. Lineage: Eukaryota; Fungi; Ascomycota; Eurotiomycetes; Eurotiales; Aspergillaceae. The transcript is spliced from 3 exons. The record is from RefSeq and is a predicted model, not a curated record. Gene Ontology annotation, molecular function: proton-transporting ATPase activity, rotational mechanism. The coding region runs from base 1 to 1437 and encodes 478 amino acids.
AUGUCGGCCGCUUCGCUGGAGCCCCCUACCUACCUCAGCUCCCUACAGAACAACAUCCGAGCUCGCCCUAUCCCGUGGGAGGGAGCUGUCCGAGCUGGCAACAUCACAGAUGACCACUUGAAGAAGAUCAAGGCGGUAGACAAGGUCCGCAAGGAACAACGGCGUCAGACAAUCGAUGGGGAUAUUCCGGGAUACGUGACGCUGCUGGCUGGAGGUUCAAAUGGGAAGAGUGUCCUCGAAUCGGCGGCUAGGAGGAACGAUAUUGUACAGUAUAUUCUGGUGCUGGCAGCAGAUCUUAUCAACGAUGCCCCGUCCCUAUCGUCCGCCUUGAUAGCCCAUCCUCAACCAUAUAAACCAUUCCUUCCACUCCUGCGCCAUUCUACAAACGCCGAAGAUCCCAUUCCGCUCCUCACCUCUACCUUCUUGACCAACCUUGUCUCGACCAGCAUCACCUCUACCUCGAAGUCGACGUCGCAGGAUGAGGAAGCUCUUCCGCAGCUGUACAACUACCUGUCUACUCUGACUCAGAACCAGGACAGCGGACUUCAGGACAUCGGAGUACAGGGGCUAUCUACAUUGCUGCGCACAUCCCGAGCUCGGCAGAUUUUCUGGGCGCAGCGGAAGGAGACAGUUGAUCCUCUUGUUGAGAUUCUGCGUACCGCCGCGGGCGGCAAAGACAGCAGUUCCAGCACCACCCUGGCCGGCAGUUCGCGCGGCGACGUAGGAAUUGCUGGUGGCAUCGGCCUACAACUUCUAUACCGAGUACUUCUGGUUCUUUGGCAACUGAGCUUCGAAGGCGACCUCAUCGGGGAUGACCUACAAGAGGACCAUGAGAUUCUGCAACUGUACUCCCACCUCCUACGACUGUCUCCGAAAGAAAAGACCACGCGCCUCCUCCUCGCGACCCUCCGGAACCUCUUGUCUUUCAACCGCACCAGUCUCCUCCCCGUUGCUGUUUUCGUGCGCCUUCCUGCUCUACUUUCGACCAUCUCGGGCCGACACCUCACAGACCCGGACCUCCUGGAGGACCUUAAAUACCUGUCGGAGAUGCUUGAUGAAUAUACCAAGACACAGACUACCUUCGAUCAGUAUGCCGCAGAACUGCAGUCUGGCCAUCUCCGGUGGUCCCCGCCGCACAGAAACCCCACUUUCUGGAAAGAAAACGCCCGCCGAAUCCUGGAUGAGAACAGCGGAGCUCUGCCCAAGAAGCUGAAGGAGAUAAUCUCCAAGAGUUGGGACAAUGAUAAACAAGUCCUUGCCAUUGCUUGCAACGACGUGGGGCACUUGGUCAAGGAGCUGCCUGAAAGGCGAGGACAGCUGGAAAAGCUAGGGUUGAAGACCCGGGUGAUGGAGCUGAUGGCCGACAAGGACGAGUCGGUGCGAUGGGAGAGCUUGCGAGCGGUUGGAGAGUGGCUCCGUUAUACAUUUGAUGACUGA